Molecule: messenger RNA, 1192 nt
Organism: Acaulospora morrowiae
Lineage: Eukaryota; Fungi; Glomeromycota; Glomeromycetes; Diversisporales; Acaulosporaceae
Source: the annotation of a GenBank genome assembly
UAAUGCGGUUGAUAAAGGUAAUGUGGGCAAUCCCAUCUUGUCAUCCGUAGCGGAUACGAAGAAUGAUGUAUCGUUCGCCCAUGCGACAGAACCCUACAUCACCGAUCAGAAUGUUUUCGUAGGAGGAAAUCUAUAUUCAAGGGAUGAGUUGACGAAUGUGACGCCCAACAUCUUAUCGAAGACUACACGCCGAUUGCAUUUGCAGCCACUGCAUCCUAUUUCGAUUCUUCGCGCUUACAUUGAAUCGCAUUUCGAUGGAUUCCAUUAUUUCAACUCAUUUAGCCCCAUUGUCACGACAGCUCAAAAUUUUGAUGACCUUGGAUUUCCAAAGGAUCACCCGGGUCGAAGUACCACUGAUAGCUAUUAUAUCAACAAGUCCAUAAUGUUAAGAACUCACACAUCGGCUCACCAACUUCAGGCCUUUAGGUCUGGCGCCGAAAAAUUUCUAAUUAGCGCCGAUGUUUAUAGAAGGGACGAGAUUGACUCAUGUCAUUAUCCCAUAUUCCAUCAAAUGGAAGGGGCACAGAUUUUUAAUACAUCGAAUGCGGUCGAAGAAACACUGAGUGACAUGAAUCGAAAUCCUUCCCAACUGACAGAGUCCAUAAGAACCGAUGAUAAUACGGUUAUUGGGUCUACAAAUCCAAUACAACCGUGUCACCCGAUUGAGGCCGCAAAUGCGACCAUUGCGCACUUAAAACACACAUUGAAUGUUAUGGUUAGAAAAUUGUUCAGGGACGAAAAAGAUUUAAAAGUUAGGUGGAUUGACGCUUAUUUCCCUUUCACGAGUCCAAGUUGGGAGAUGGAAAUAUUUUACAAUGGAAAAUGGUUAGAAAUUUGUGGAUGCGGAGUAGUUAAACAAGAACUCCUUAAUAAAUCCGGUAAACCAGACAAGAUAGGCUGGGCGUUUGGGUUAGGUUUAGAGCGUAUCUCUAUGAUAUUAUUUGACAUACCCGACAUACGUCUAUUCUGGUCACAAGACCCACGAUUCUCGGAUCAAUUUAAGUCGGGCGAAAUUACAAAAUUUCAAAUGUUUUCAAAGUAUCCUUCAUGCAUCAAAGACAUAAGUUUUUGGACUAAUGACGAAAGCGGGCAAGAAUUCCACGAAAACAAUUUUUGUGAAAUCGUAAGAGACAUCGCCGGAGACUUGGCAGAGGACGUGCAAUUGGUUGGUUUUUAUUUCCUAACGGUUUAA